AUGAGGAGAUCUGGAAGGGGACAAAGAGCUGCACAGCUAAAUGUGGCCAUGGCUGUCGGUCACCUGGGUACCAGUCUUACAACAGAGGGUAUGCGUGGUAUGCUUCUUGGUGCAAAUAUUGAACCAGCAUCAGCCGCCAACAUGCAACAGACCUGCAACAAAGUGGGGAAAAUUAUCACCAAAGUAAAUAAAAACAGCAUGAAGAAAAUAAGGCAGAACAUUCAAGAACUUAAUGAAAAAUGUGGACUUCCUGAUACCCCUAUCAGAGCGGAAGGAGAUGCUCGGUAUAAUAAUGCCACCUUUAGUGCCAUUGGAAAAACCCCAUUCCAAGCUGCCACCCAAGUGACUUAUACCGUAAGUGAAAAUGUAACUCAAAGGAAAAAUGUUGUGGCAGUGUUCUGUGGGAACAAACUAUGCAAGAAAGGCACACACCUACGAAGCAAAGGAAAGGAAGUUACCUGCCCAGGACACGAAGACUGCACUGCAACCAUUCCUCCGGAGACCACCAUUGGAGAUGAGAAGAGAUGGGCUGCAAACUGUAUCGGGGAGUUACAAAGUGAUGACCGUCCACUUGUCAUUUCCCAUUUCACCAGUGAUGGAGACAGUGCCGCUGCAUCUGGCGCAUCUGUAAAACAAGGACAUGUGAUUGAAAACCUUAAAGACUUGCGUCACUUCUUUGACUCUCAAAGAAAACAGACAGCGAAGGCUCCAUUCAGCAGUCACAUGUUUCCGGGAAGAGCCAAAGCCAUAAGAGAAUCCAUGCAGAGAAGAUUUGCCUUAGACUUGAAGCUUCGAUGCAGGACAGAGUACGAGAAUUGCUACAAACACUACUCCGGAGACUUACCUUUGAUGAAGCGGGCUAUGUCAACUGCUGUUGGUUCCAUCAUAAGCUGCUACCAAGGACAGUGCGGAAAGUCCUGUCAACUUCAUUCCUUUUCCUGUCAUGGACUGAAAAGCAAUAAGUGGAAAUCUUCAGUGGUGCCUAGUGACUUUGAAUUAAACAUGACAGAAGAUGACAAAUGGGUCAUGGAAACUCAACAUUGGAACUUUGUGAAUCUGUAG
Saccostrea echinata is the source of this 1062-nucleotide messenger RNA. RefSeq lists its product as uncharacterized. The transcript has 2 exons. NCBI's taxonomy places the organism in Eukaryota, Metazoa, Mollusca, Bivalvia, Ostreida, Ostreidae. The coding region runs from base 1 to 1062 and encodes 353 amino acids. The record is from RefSeq and is a predicted model, not a curated record.